UUCUUCCUCAUCUUUCCUCUUUCUUCAACAUUUUCUUCUCUUCUUCAUCACAUUACUUCUGGUUUUACACCUUUUUUCUUCUCCAUGAGGAAAGGGAGAGGCUCUUCCGUCGUUGGACCCGCCCUUCCAGUAACCGCCGGUGGAUCUGUGAAGGAGCCGAGGUAUAGAGGCGUUAGGAAGAGACCUUGGGGUCGAUUCGCGGCUGAGAUCCGUGAUCCAUUAAAGAAGUCUCGUGUUUGGCUCGGUACUUUCGAUUCCGCCAUAGAAGCUGCACGCGCUUACGAUACCGCCGCACGUAACCUCCGUGGUCCAAAGGCUAAGACCAAUUUCCCGAUCGAUUGCUCUCCUUCUUCUCCUCUCCAACCUCUCAACUACCUCCAGAAUCAGAAUCAAAAUCAGAACCUCUGUUCUCCUGCGGCGAAUCAGAACCAGAUCGAUCCGUUUAUGGACCAUCGGUUAUACGGCGGAGGUAAUUUUCAGGAGCAGCAACAGAUUAUUAGUCGGCCGGCGAGUAGCAGUAUGAGCAGCACCGUCAAAUCGUGUAGCGGACCGAGACCGAUGGAAGCCGCGGCGGCGUCUUCGUCGGUGGCGAAACCGUUACAUGCGAUAAAGAGAUAUCCGAGGACUCCACCGGUGGCUCCGGAGGAUUGUCAUAGCGAUUGCGAUUCUUCGUCGUCGGUUAUUGACGACGGAGAUGAUAUAGCAUCUUCGUCUUCGCGCCGGAAACCGCCGUUUCAGUUUGAUCUUAAUUUCCCGCCGUUGGAUGGCGUUGACUUAUUCGCUGGCGGGACAGAUGAUCUCCACUGUACCGAUCUACGUCUAUGAUUUCGUGGUAAAAAAAAAAAAACCAACAAGAUCCGUUGAUUUACACAAAUUUUUACAAAAUGAAAAUUUUAUGCUCCUUUUUUUUUUCAUUUUCCUUUGAUAUCAUAUUGAAAGAAAAAAAAAAGGAAGAACAAAAAAAAGAUUGAGCGUGAUGAUUUUUAUCAUCAACGAAGAUGAUGACGAUUAAAAAGAAAGAGAGAGAGAGAGAGAGUGUGUUAAGAUCUGUUACUGUAAGAACCAGAUCUGGGUUUCGUUUAUCUGUUUCAUAUAAAAAGAUCAACCCUUUGUUAUA
This is a messenger RNA of Arabidopsis lyrata subsp. lyrata, 1117 nucleotides long. RefSeq names its product ethylene-responsive transcription factor 7. Bases 85 to 825 code for a protein of 246 amino acids. The transcript has a single exon. Gene Ontology annotation, molecular function: DNA-binding transcription factor activity; DNA binding. The record is from RefSeq and is a predicted model, not a curated record. Lineage: Eukaryota; Viridiplantae; Streptophyta; Magnoliopsida; Brassicales; Brassicaceae. Gene Ontology annotation, biological process: regulation of DNA-templated transcription.